AUGGCUCGUUCGCUCAUCAAGACUGUUGGCUUUGCUGCCGCCGCUUUUGCUGCUAUCGCAGACGCCACCAAGUCAUACACAGUCACUGACGUGUACAAUGCUACUAAUUUCUUCGACAAGUUUGGUCAUUUUGUGAGUGUCUUGGGCAAGACUCCUCUCGAUGUCGACCCAACCUCGGGCUACGUCCAAUAUCUUGAUCGCAGCGAUGCCCUCAAGGCUGGUCUAAUCUCCAUCGACGACGAUGAGGUGUAUGUCGGCCCUGAAACAAGUCUAAAUUAUGAUCCCUAUGGUUACGGUCGGGAGAGUGUAAGGCUGGAGGGUUUGACUACGUACAACCACGGCCUCUUUAUCGCCGACUUUACCCAUCUGCCCACACCAACCUGCGGCGCCUGGCCUUCCUUUUGGAUGUUUGGCGAUCCAUGGCCCACAAAGGGAGAGAUUGACAUUGUGGAGAAUUGGAACAAUCUCGAGUUCAACCGCAACACGGCUCACGUCAACAGCCCCGACGUCGUCGGCGAGUGUACAAUCAAGUCUUCCGACAUGACUGCAUCGCUGAUUGAAGCCCACAAUUGCUACGACAAGACUCCUGGACAAUACGACAACCAAGGUUGUUCCGCCGACUCGUAUGGUUUACCUUUUGGUUUGAGUGAGGGAGGUGUGUAUGCUCUGGAGUGGACGAGUGAUCACCUCAAGAUUUGGAGUUGGACUCGAGCGUUGACUCCCCUCGACGUCACGCUCGGCAAGCCACUACCUUUGACUUGGGGUGUUCCCAAUUUCAUGAUUACAGACUGCAACAUUGACAAGGCCUUCCAAGACAUGAAGUUUGUUUUCAACAUAGACUUUUGCGGUGUCGCCGGGGCUGAUGGUAUCUGGGACUCAUGCAAGGCCUCCACUGGCUAUGACACUUGUACCGGCUAUGUUGCAGAGAAUCCUGAAGCCUUCAAGGACUCGUAUUUCAAGAUUGCAGACAUCAAGGUCUAUCAGCAAGCAGAUGAUAUCGUUACGACUUCGUCCACUUCGAGUUACACGACGACUGCUUCCUCGACUACUUCCUCGACUGCUUCUUCUUCCUCCACCGCAACUUCCUCUGCCGAGUCGUUGACCACGACAACUGCGGCUAGCAGCAUUGCAACGACUUCUAUUUCUAUCUCCUCCUCAUCUCUUUCGACAAGCUCAAUCACCAGCUCAAGCAAUAGCUCAAGUGCACUGGCCACUGAUAGUGCUACCACUUCUGCAUUUACUAGUCCUUCGACCCAAACCAGCACGGCUUCAUCAUACGGACCGUCUUCCGAACCAGUUACCAGUGCGACCCUUCCGAUCUCGACUUCGUCGACAGUCUACUCCACUGACAGCGAGAUCAUCACGAGCUCUUAUUCGGCAACUUUGCCCACCACAGUGCCAUCAUCGUCGGCGUAUACUUCUUCCUCUGCAACCUUGUCUGUUUCCGAGUCUUCAAACUACACAAUCACGAGCGCAACAAGUGCUACAGCCUCGAGCCUCCCUGCUACUACCCUCUCGCACAGUUCUUACAGCAACACCACUACCUGUACUGAUGACCAAACGGCGACGUACUCGACUGCCAAUGCGACCAUCACCACAACCUCGGCUGGAAGCUCCACCUCGUCCACGGUGCUUACAUAUUCGGCCUCCGAAACAGCGUCCUCCAGCACGUACUCUAGCUCAGCCACUGAUGCAGUUCCCACCUCUUACGAAGCAUCGGCAACAGAGAGCUCAGCCGACGUCACGGAGCCAACCACGACAUCCGCAACCGAGUUUACGACCUCUACAGUCUACACCACACGGGUGCAAACCGUUACCUCGUGUGCCCCUACCGUGACCAAUUGCCCAGCACGCAGCAGCCCAGUCGUUGUGACCGAGACCAUUCCACUCUACACCACGGUCUGUCCCGUCACGGCAACGGGUGCGAGCACCCACAAGUCUGAAGCAUCUGGCACUUCCGUUCCCUACAGCGCAACGACUCCCGAAGUCGAGACAGGCGCCACUGUCUCAGCUACCAAGAGCACACCGACAAGUGCCAGCAGCAAUGGAGGCCAGGGUGAAGGCGGCAGCGGAGGCGGUAGCUACCAAGUCGGCGGUAGCACCAGCACCAAAAAUAGCAUCGGAUCCAAGACGACGACUCUCGAGGGCACCACCACCACAACCUCGACACUCCGGCUGUACACGACCGUCACGGUCAAGUCCUCGUCCGCUUCCGUCUCCAGCGUCACCGUUUCCACGGCCCUCUCCGACUUGGUUGUUGUCGUGACAGCCACGGCCACAUUGGUGCCCGUGUCGUCUGGGCAUAAUGCCACGGUGUCGUUGUCUUAUACCCCAGAGACUACCGCCAGUGGCUCUGCCGGUCAUGGUGGUGGAACAUCGGGAUCUGGCGUCUCCGUGAAUGGGGCUGGCAAGACUGGUAUCACGACCCUAAGUCUGCUCGUCAUGGUUGGUGUAUUCAUGUUUGCAAUGUAA
Pestalotiopsis fici W106-1 is the source of this 2472-nucleotide messenger RNA. RefSeq lists its product as uncharacterized. The coding region runs from base 1 to 2472 and encodes 823 amino acids. Gene Ontology annotation, biological process: glucan catabolic process. Gene Ontology annotation, molecular function: hydrolase activity, hydrolyzing O-glycosyl compounds. Lineage: Eukaryota; Fungi; Ascomycota; Sordariomycetes; Amphisphaeriales; Sporocadaceae. The transcript has 2 exons. The record is from RefSeq and is a predicted model, not a curated record.